Molecule: messenger RNA, 4012 nt
Organism: Saccoglossus kowalevskii
Lineage: Eukaryota; Metazoa; Hemichordata; Enteropneusta; Harrimaniidae
Product: serine/threonine-protein kinase SIK3-like
Biological process (GO): microtubule cytoskeleton organization; protein phosphorylation; intracellular signal transduction
Cellular component (GO): cytoplasm
Molecular function (GO): tau-protein kinase activity; ATP binding
Source: RefSeq, a predicted model, not a curated record
CAUGGCGGACCAGAAAGCACGGCCGCUUAGUUCAGGAAUUGGAGGCGGCUCUCAGCCGAUACGGGUGGGGUGUUACGAAAUCGAGAGAACGAUAGGAAAAGGAAAUUUCGCGGUAGUGAAACUAGCCACACACGACAUCACUAAAACAAAGGUUGCAAUUAAAAUUAUAGACAAAACACAAUUAGAUGAAGACAAUUUAAAAAAGAUUUUUAGAGAAAUACAGAUAAUGAAGUUACUAAGGCAUCCUCAUAUUAUCCGACUCUACCAAGUGAUGGAAACGGAUCGCAUGAUUUACUUAGUUACAGAGUAUGCCAGUGGGGGAGAAAUAUUUGAUCAUUUAGUGUCACAUGGAAAAAUGACAGAGAAAGAAGCUCGUAAAAAAUUUCGUCAAAUAGUUGCAGCGGUUCAUUACUGUCAUCGUCGUUUCAUAGUACACAGAGAUCUUAAGGCCGAGAACUUACUUUUAGACGCUAAUUUAAAUAUUAAAAUUGCAGAUUUUGGUUUUAGUAAUAAAUUUACACCAGGUCAGCCAAUGAGGACGUGGUGUGGUAGUCCGCCAUAUGCCGCACCCGAAUUAUUUGAAGGAAAAGAAUACAAUGGCCCAAAAGCAGAUAUAUGGAGUCUAGGUGUUGUACUGUAUGUAUUAGUUGUUGGUUCGUUGCCCUUUGACGGCAGCACGUUACAAAGUCUUAGAUUACGAGUAUUAGAAGGAAGAUAUAGAAUUCCUUUCUACAUGUCAACAGAAUGUGAACAUUUAAUAAAGAAUAUGCUAGUUUUAGAUCCUAAAAAAAGGAUUACAAUAGACCAGGUCGUGUCACACAAGUGGAUGAACAUGAAUGAAUCUGACCCGACCUUUGACCAACUCAUAUUGGACAGCAGUAAUCAGAGUCAUUUGGAACCAGUAGAGGAUCCAAUCAGCGAACUUGUUAUAGAACACAUGGUACAUUUACGGUUUGACAAAGAAAGAAUAUUAAAGUCUUUAGACGUAAAAAGUUACGACCAUCAUAGUGCAGUUUAUCAUCUAUUGCUGGACAAACUUAAAAGACAUCAAAAAUCGGCUAUGUUGUCAACGGCAACCACUUCCACUGGACCAGCUGUUAAUAUUACAGACACUACUUUUCUUAAUAGCUUGCCAAAUCCUCAGUUACUGAGUAACACCAUCCCACAAGUCAACUUUAUCAAUGAAAAUAAUGAGUUUGUUCACCAGCCAAUAGGAUCACACACUGACUUGGAAGAGACGGAUGAUAUCGAAGAACCAUCUCCUGAAGCCUUGGCCCGCUACUUAUCGAUGAGACGUCACACACUAGGUGUGGCAGAUCCCAGAACGGAGGUUCCGGAAGAUCUUCAGUUGAAGCUGACUCCCCAGCUAGCAGUUAAUAACUUCGGAGCCCCUCUUAACACAUUUGCUCCGAUAUUUCCAAAUACAAAUUUGCCAAACUUGCCACAGAAUCUCCCGUUUGCAUCAAUCCCAUACGAUCCUUCACAGCAUUUAACUUACAGGGAACAGAAUUUACUCCGCCCUCCAGUACUUCAGAUGACUUCGCAGCACAGCCACUUAAACCGCAGAGCAUCUGACGGUGGUGCCAAUAUACACCUUCAUUUACAGCAAUUACAAAAACAGCUACUCUCUGGUCGGGGUAGUCAACCUGGUACGAUUCAAACAGAAGCAACACAACAGAUCUCUCCUGUUGGGUCAACAAUACCUCAGAGAAUGUCCGCAGUGGGUGUAACACCCGAGGAGAAUGAAGAAAAUGAUUCAGAUCAAGAACCAGAUCCGUUAGAAGUGGCAAGGUAUCUUAAAAACAGAGGACGAACUACAAGGCAUACGCUUGGUACUGGAGAGUUGACAGCAGACUUGAGUGAAGAACUCCAACAGAAACUUGCACAACACCCGUUAGGCCGAGUACGAGGACGCGGUACUUAUCUUCCAAUUGAGAAAGGUAGCAAAAACAGUUUACAUCUUCCGAACGACCGGUUUCUCAGGAGAGCGUCUGAUGGCUCACCUGCAAACAUUCAUGCAUUUCGAGCGUAUUUGGAAAGGUCACGGCAAAGUUCAUUAAAACAACUGUACAUGGAAUGUCAACAAAUACAGCAUCAGAUUGGUAAUCCUCCUGACAAAGAACAGAUGGAAAUGCAACAACAUUUACAUAAACUAGACCAUGACAUAAUGCAGCAUCAAAAACUUCAACGUCAGGGAACGCCGCCAUUACCAUCACCGCCAAAAUCUGCAUCGCCAAGCCCCGAAGCUCAGCAUCUGUACCAACACAUCCAACGACUGAAACUGCACAGAGAAACAAACAGUCCACCAAGUUAUGGUAGUCGUACAAGUCCUCCACCUGCAACCAACUUCCAAAUGUUGCAGCGUCAAAAUCAGCCGUCACCUCCACCGCUGGUUAAUCAUCCUUUGCCAACCCAAACAGCAAGUAUUGUGACCGGUCAAGCUAUUCCAAUGAGUCAAGCCAGUAUUGUCACUGGUCAAGCCGCACCUGGUGGACACACAAAUGUCAUGAUUGGACAAACUACCCCAAGCUGCCAGCCCAGUAUUGUGACUGGACAAGUGCAUGCCCAACCUGACUGUCAAAUGACGAAUCACAUGAACUAUGGAGGACAGUGUAAUGAAAACGAUAAUAACGCAAUGAGACUUAAUUUCACGAAUGUACGACAACAUUCCCAGUCAAGCCCUUCCCCACCAACUCAUUCCAUAAGCUUUCCUCAGAUGCAAUAUUCCGACCCAUUCCCACAUUCGCAACCAUUGCACCAACAUCAACGGCAACAGAUGUUCCAGCUUCAUCAGCAGCAUUCGGCCGAUUCCCCGGUCUCCACCCCACCCACCAGCUUUCCUCAGGCAGCUCCAGCAUAUCCACAGUCCACACAGCCUGAUGCAUCACUUCUCAACCCAUUCAUCAGCAUUCCAUCUACCAUUCACUCUGUGAUUCCCAGUCCCGCUGUGACAAUCCAGGCACACAUUUUCCCAACAGCAGUUCAAUCAGAUCUCCAUUCAGCCUGGAUUCGACAGCAUUCCCAGGAGAACUCAUUUGAUAUACCUCUCCAUCCACACCUUUCUGACAAUCCAUCCCUUGAAAGGCCUACGCUGGUUUUCCCUGAUAUUAACGAGCCAUACAUUGAAGACAUCCCGCUUGAACAAAUUCCAUUAACGACUGUAUCUCCUAAUCAGCGCUACCCAACUGCAAACUUCCGAAGUUAUGGACGACUGAACUUGGCAAGCAUUCCAUCAAAUGAGGAACUGGACGGGAAUGAAGAGCGGGAAAUGAUAGAUGGUCCAUUCACAAAUACAACCACGAAUACAGGUCUCCCAAAUCAAGGAAACCUUUUUAGUCUGGCCUUCAACAACCUUAGGAGUAGUGGUGGUAACAAUGGCAUUGCCCAGCCACAUGGCCUUCAGCAUCACACAGUCAUCCAGAACAAUAACGACGCCCUGAUACAGCUACAAGCCCAACUCCUGCAACACACAAUACCUUACUACACGCACACUAAUAACAAUUACGAAGAGAGUGUCAUGUUAGUUCAGACAUCGGAGAAGUACCUCCAGAGUGAACCAGGAAAGACAGUUCCUCUCUGCAUGCAAGGAUUCUCGAUGCAGAACACUCUGAAAGGCGGUGAUACCAAUUCGGAAAAUAACUCUGAGCCUGUUACUUUGAAAUAUGCACGGUCGUUCAGUUUAAUGACUGCAAAGGAGCUUCCAGAAGUAGUGCAGGAAAUCAAAAGGACCUUGGAUAAUCAAGGUCCAGGACUUAAAUAUGAGAAUCUAGCAAACAAGUUUUCAUUGGAAAACCAGGGCGUGCGUAUGGAGCUGGAGAUAUGCCAAGUUCCGGGAUUGUCGGUGAACGGACUACGAUUACGUAAAAUAGCAGGGGAUACGUGGCAGUAUCGGAGACUAUGUAACGAACUCCUAGCUGGAAUGGAUCUUUGAAAACCUUCUGGCUCAUGUAAUUCUAAUGGUACAGUCUAUGGUUGAUGUCCAAUGUUAGGAUUGGGGGAUACUAAUACUAAA